AUGAAUUCCUUAGCUUGGAACGUUCGGGGAAUUGGGAACGACCGAACGUUUCAGAUUCUUAAGUCCCAUGUUCUUGAGUUUCGGCCGGAUAUCGUUUUUUUGUCGGAAACUCUCUGUAAUCACUCUUGGCUAGAAGUUGUUCGUGUUCGUCUUGGCUUUGUGGGCAAAUUGGUGGUGGACAAAGUUGGUCGUAGUGGUGGUAUUUGCUUAUUUUGGACCGAGAACGUGGUGGUUGAUUUGUUGGGUUUCUCUCGGUUCCACAUUGAUGUUUUGAUCUCUUCUCAUUCGAGUUUAAAAUGGCGUUAUACAGGGGUAUAUGGUCAACCUGAUCAUAGUCUGAGACCAAGUUUCUGGAAGUUCUUUUCUCAUCUCGCAGAUGGGUUCCAUUGGCCUUGGUUGUGUGGUGGUGAUUUAAAUGAGAUUUUGUUCUCGCAUGAGAAGAUGGGAGGGGCGUUUCGGGCUCCUGGGCUGAUGGAAAAUUUUCGAAAUGCCUUGUCGAGUAUGGGUCUGGUUGAUAUGGGGUAUGAAGGCUCUCCUUUCACGUGGGUGAAAAGGAAUGGAAAUAAUGGUACCAUCCAAGAGCGGCUUGAUCGUAUGUUAUGCAACGAACAAUGGAUGGACCUUUUUCCUUGUUCUUCGGUGACUCACUUGGCGUUGUGGGGCUCGGAUCACCGGCCUAUUCUAACUAAGAUUCGUCAAGAGAUCUAUACUCCUUCCAGAGCUCAUUCGAAACCUCGGUUUUUCUUUGAAAUGGCUUGGGCUAAUGAACCGGAGUGCGCGGAGUUGGUUUCUUUAGGUUGGGGGACGCCUCGUGAGGACGGCAUGCAGGGCCUUUCGCAACGCAUUUCUUCUGUUGCUGGUAAUCUUUCUAGCUGGAAUUUCAAAGUGUUCAAGCGAACAAAGGAGGCAAUUAAAAUGAAAAAAAAGGAGCUUAUUCAACUUGAAAUUAUUAAUGAUGAAGCUGCUUGGAAAAAGUAUAAAGGGGUGGAAAAGGAUCUCGAUAUUUUGGUUUAUAAAGAUGAGAAAUAUUGGGCUUCUAGAUCCAAGUCCUCUUGGUUAAAAGUGGGAGAUAAGAAUACCUCUUUCUUCCAUAAAUCGGUUUCGGCCCGCAAGAAGAAGAAUGUGAUUAGAGGUGUAAGCAAUGGUGCUAAUUCUUGGAUGGUGGAUGCGAAUGCCAUUGAGCAUGAAUUUGUUAGCUACUUUGACCAUUUGUAUAAAUCUGAUGCUCCCCCCGUUAAUGAUCUUAAUCGGGUUUUUGAUCUAGUACCGCUGAAAGUUUCGGCAGUUAUGAAUGCUCAACUUCUUCGGUCGUUCUCCGCCGCGGAUGUUAAGAAGGCCUUAUUUAGCAUGGACCCUUACAAGAGUCCGGGCAUGGAUGGGAUGGGGGCUGGGUUUUAUCAGAAGUUCUGGGAUUCUGUGGGUCCGGAUGUGUGUAAUGCGGCUCUUAAUUUCCUUGAUGGUAAUGGUUCGUUGGAGUGUGUGAAUGGAACAACCAUUUUCUUGAUUCCUAAGGUCAAAGAUCCCAUGAAAGUUACUGAUUAUAGGCCCAUUAGUCUUUGUAAUGUGGUGUAUAAAAUAGUAACUAAAAUGAUGACCAAUAGAAUGCGAGAAGUAUUGGGGGAGGUGAUUUCUGAAGAACAAAGUGCCUUUAUUCCUGGCCGCCUCAUUACUGAUAGUGCAAUGAUCGGGUUUGAGUGUCUUAAUCUUAUCAAGCGACACAAGAAAGGUAAAACAGGUUUUCUUGCUUUGAAAGCUGAUAUGGCGAAAGCUUACGAUAGAGUUGAAUGGAGUUUCAUCUGUGGUAUGAUGCGUAGAUUGGGCUUUAAUGAGAGAUGGGUUAAUUUGAUUUUUCAUUGUAUUUCGACGGUUCAUUAUUCGAUUUGCAUUAAUGGAAAAACGGUGGGAAACAUUACUCCUUCUCGUGGUUUACGUCAGGGGGACCCGCUAUCCCCUUUCCUGUUCCUUCUUUGUGCUGAGGGAUUAUCUGCUUUGAUCAAGAAUGAGUGUAUUACAGGAGGUCUUCGAGGGUUACAUUGUGGGCGUACGGGUCCGAUGGUUUCUCACCUCUUGUUCGCUGAUGAUAGUUUCUUUUUCUUGGAGGCUACUCGGUCAAGCUGUGCUAGAUUCAGAGAAGUUAUGGGAUGGUAUGAGCGGGCUUCGGGUCAACUUGUUAAUCUGCAUAAGUCUUCGGUGUGUUUUUCUCCUAGAAUGGGUCAGGCAAUGGAGAUUGAUUUGUCUACUUUGUUAGGGGUUAAUAGAGUUCCCUGUCAUGAGAAAUAUUUGGGCCUCCCUUGCUUUGCAGGUCGAAGUAAAUCUAGUUUGUUUCAGUCUAUCCGGGAUAGAAUUUGGAACAAGUUAUUUGGUUGGAAGGCCAAAUUUUUUUCUGCUGGAGGUCGCGAGGUUCUGUUGAAGUCAGUUAUACAGGCUAUUCCUACGUAUGCUAUGAACCUUUUUCGUCUUUCGGUGAAGUUGGUUAAAGAAAUACAUAAACUUUGUGCUCGUUUUUGGUGGGGGGGGGGGGGGGGGGGGGGUAAUGAUAAAGAUAAAAGGAUGCACUGGUGUACUUGGGAGCGGUUGUGUUGGCAUAAGUUCGAUGGUGGAAUGGGGUUCAGAGAUUUUUUUGUCUUUAACAAAGCCCUCCUUGCUAAACAAGCUUGGAGGCUUUAUCAUUGUCAAACCACCCUCGCAGCUCAAGUGAUGAAGGGGUUAUAUUUCCCUCAAGGGGAUUUUCUGCAUGCUAAAGAAACUAGCCGGGGCUCAUAUCUUUGGAAAAGCAUUUUAUGGGGUAGAGAGUUGUUCCUAGAGGGGGCUAGAUGGAUAGUUGGUGAUGGCAGCUUGGUUAAAAUCAAGGAUGAUGUCUGGAUUCCUAAAAAGUUCGUAAAUACCACAUAUUCGUUCCAUGGGCAUCCUCUCAUUUCCACGGUUCAAGAUCUCAAACAUGAUAAUGGUAAUUGGAAUAGUAACUUGAUUGAUAGUCUUUUUGCUGUGGAUGAGGCUAAUCAAAUUCUUUCUAUUCCCAUUUCGCUUCAACGUCGGGAUUACCUCAUUUGGCAUUAUAAUGCUUCUGGUGAGUAUUCUGUUAAAAGCGGGUAUUGGAAUGCCGUCCGUUUGUUGGGUUGGGGGCAGUUUUCGAGCUCGGAGGGGCAAUCUUCUUGGUGGAAAACUCUUUGGGGCCUUUCUCUUCCUCCAAAGGUAAAAAUCUUUGCUUGGCAAGCUAGCUUACACUGGAUUCCUACUAGAAGUAAUUUGGUGGCGCAUGGAGUUCCGUCUACUAGGGACUGCCCUAUUUGCAACGAGGCUAUGGAGUCCACUUUUCAUGCGUUAUGGGGUUGCUCUAGUCUGCGUUCGAUUACCCAUCAUGCUCUGUUCGGUACACUUCCAUCUUUUCCUCCUCAGACAGAUUUUUACAUGUUUUUGUGUGAAUGUGUUGAUGUUUUGAGGAAGGAUGAGCUUGAGACUCUGUUGAUUUUGCUUUGGAGGAUUUGGUAUCGAAGAAAUAAGUUUGUGCAUGAGCAGCACAUUAUCGCGGAGGAAGGUGUAUUAGGGUGGGCGCUUGAUUUCCAUAAACGGUAUCGUGAUGCUAAUGCCACAGAGGUUCUUAGAUCUGAGAUGCCUAUUGCCACUAAUGCCCCGGCUGCAACUGUAGCGGCUCAGCCUCGGUGGUCUGCCCCUCCCAUUGGCCAUUUGAAACUCAACGUUGAUGCAGGGCUGGUGGCCGGUAAUCGCAGGGUCGGUUGUGGGGCGGUGGUCCACGAUCACCUUGGGAUUUGCUUGGCAUCAUCGGCGGUCCCGGUCCAAGCUUUAAUCACACCCCCGGUGGCUGAAGCGCUAGCUGUUUUGCAUGGCUUGAUUCUUUGUUCGAGUUUGGGUUUUAAUAAUGUGAUUGUUGAGUCUGAUUGUAAGCGGGUUUGUUUGGCUUUGUCUAACAAAACGCUCCUCUUAGCUGAGUUUGGUUCUGUAAUUGCAGAUAUUUUCUCGCUUUGUAAUAAUCUUGAUGUGGUUGGGUUUUAUCAUUGUAACCGGUCAACCAAUUCCAUAGCUCAUGAUCUAGCCAAGUUGGCUCUUUCCACUGACAAUGCUAUGGUUUGGUGGCCUGGCCUCCCAAGAUGUAUGAGUCCUUGA
This is a messenger RNA of Humulus lupulus (European hop), 4122 nucleotides long. RefSeq lists its product as uncharacterized. The record is from RefSeq and is a predicted model, not a curated record. Gene Ontology annotation, molecular function: RNA-DNA hybrid ribonuclease activity; nucleic acid binding. The transcript has a single exon. NCBI's taxonomy places the organism in Eukaryota, Viridiplantae, Streptophyta, Magnoliopsida, Rosales, Cannabaceae. The coding region runs from base 1 to 4122 and encodes 1373 amino acids.